AUGGAGAUGAUCAAAACGGCAAACAAAUCCUCGUUUUGCAUUUACAUCUUCAUUGUUUCUCUUCUACUUGUCUUGCAUUCUUGCCCGGUAGCGUCUCAAGAAGUAGAAAACGAAAGGGAAUUUGACUACAAUGAGAAUGGAAAGAAGGGGCAAGCAGAUGAGGAGAGAUACACCCAGAAUGGAGUUUUGUGUGGGAAUGGAAAAAUGCAGUCUCCUAUUGAUCUUUUGAGGAGAGUUAAAAUUGUAUCUCACUUGGGAAAGCUUAACAGGAACUAUAAGCCGUCCAAUUCCACUCUCAAGAAUAGAGGCCAUGACAUGAUGUUGAAAUGGGAAGGUGGUGCUGGAACUCCCCAAAUAAAUGGAACCCAAUAUGUGCUUCAACAAGCUCAUUGGCACUCACCAUUUGAGCACACCAUUAAUGGCAGAAGGUUUUAUCUUGAACUUCACAUGGUUCACGAGAGUAAAGAUGGUAAAAUCGCUGUUUUUGGUAUCUUAUACAAGCUUGGUCGACCUGAUAAUUUUCUCUCCUCC
Molecule: messenger RNA, 531 nt
Organism: Carica papaya (papaya)
Lineage: Eukaryota; Viridiplantae; Streptophyta; Magnoliopsida; Brassicales; Caricaceae
Source: RefSeq, a predicted model, not a curated record